AUUAUAAUGUAAGAUAUUGAAUAAAAUUUAUAAAUACAUGUACAGGACGCAGGAUGAUAGGUGAGCCAACGCCAUAACAUAGAUCUAUUAUAAGACUCGGAUGGACAAAGAAUAUUUAUUUCAAUGUAAUUGAAGUUUAAACAAAAUUUUAUUAUAAAAUCGGUGGGAAUGGGCAAUUGCCUACGCAAAAACAGCAAUGAGGAAUCUGCACAAGUUCCAGAUAAUAGCACAAGAGCCGCGGAUACAACAAUUUUAUCGGAUAACCACACGGAAAAUAUUGCAGCUAAUGAAGCAUCGACUAAUUACAAGUUUCCUACGUCCGCUAAUAUCGACAAGCUAGUGCUGGAAAUCUUAGGUGUCAUUGGCUUACUUGUCGACAAUGAACAGGAACCACCGCCUGCGAUGCUGAAAUUACACAAUAUCGCUGAUAAAGAAGAUGGUUGGAUACAAGUUGUUAGUUCUAUGGUUAAUGUAAUUCCUAUGCAUAAUCCAUUGGGUCCAUCAGUCAUAUCUUUAAUGUUAGACGACUGUCCAUUACCUUCUAAAGAUUCAGUUUUAAGGCUGUCUCAAAUGUUUCAAUUAUCUCAAAAACAUAAUAAGAUACAAACUAGUUCCACUCAGCAACGUAAUAUUUGCGUAGUUCUGGGAUGUAUUGCGGACAGAUUAGCCGGUCCUAGUAGUAUAGCAAUUUUAUCGGAUGCUACUUUAGAUUACCUUGUGUCAAAUCUUAGAGAAGAUAUUGAACCGUACGUUGUAUUAUAUUCUUUGAUAGCUUUAGAAAAGUUUGCCCAAACAAGUGAGAAUAAAAUAACUAUUAAAAGGCGACUUUUAGAAGAGAAACCAAAUCCCCUGUUAGAAUUAGAAAAGUGGGUCAAUGAGACUCACUAUGUUCGUCGACAACUCGGCUUUUGCGCUCAAUGGUGCUUAGAUAAUUUAUUUUUAAUAGAUGGCCGAAAAUAUUCUUAUGAUACGGUUGACAUGACUGGCAUUAAUGUGAUGUUAAAUACAAAGGACGUAAGUGAGUACCUGAAAAUUUCGCCCAAUGGUUUAGAGGCGCGAUGUGACGCUUGUUCAUUUGAAAGUGUUAGAUGUACUUUUCAAGUUGACAAAGGAGUAUGGUAUUAUGAAACUUUAAUUAUAACGACAGGCGUAAUGCAAAUUGGAUGGGCUACAAAAGAUAGCACGUUUCUUAAUCAUGAAGGUUACGGAAUUGGAGACGAUCAGUUUUCAUUAUCGUUUGAUGGAUGCAGAAGACUAAUCUGGCACAAUGCACGUAGUGAAAAGUUUUAUUCCAUACCCUGUUGGAAAGCUGGAGAUACUUUAGGCUGUUUGCUUGAUCUAAAUAAAUUAGAAAUAGUUUUUUCUAUAAAUGGAAAUGCAUUAAAACCAUGCGUCCAAUUAUUUAAAAGUGCAAGGUCAGGAUUCUUUGCAGCUGCUAGUUUUAUGUCGUUUCAGCAGUGUCUUUUUAAUUUUGGGAAUAUACCGUUUAAAUAUCCACCUUCGGAUCGAAAUUAUCAGACAUUUAACAAUCAUGCUAAUUUAGAUCCCGAAGAUAAAGUUGUUUUACCAAGGCAUAUAUACCUCGACCAGCUUAGAAAACUCAGUGUUAGAGAAGAUUCAUGCACAUUAUGUUUUGAUCGUAAAGCAUCCAUUAAAUUACUGCCUUGUGAUCACCGGGGAUUCUGCCAACCCUGUUCAAAACAAUUGAUUGAGUGUCCAAUGUGUAGAGCGACGAUUAAAGAAAUGUCAGUGGAUAAGACUUGACGCUCACCAAAACAUUUAGCAUUUAUGAAUCGUUUAUAUUUUAUUGCAACAUGUAAUUCUAAAGGAAUGUCAGAUAAUCACUAAUUAACAGAUUAUCGAUUAAUUUAUUAGAAGCGUACAAUCACUUGAAAACUACCAGUCGGGUCUGAUGGAAGCUUUUUCUUAUACGAUGAUUGAACUCCAGCUUGGAAUAUAAGAAAAAGUUUAGGCAUCUUAUAGAUUUUAAGACUUUCUAGAACGUUUGCAAAUAUAAUACCUUUUGAAUUCUUAUCGAAAG
Molecule: messenger RNA, 2041 nt
Organism: Ceratosolen solmsi marchali
Lineage: Eukaryota; Metazoa; Arthropoda; Insecta; Hymenoptera; Agaonidae
Product: RING finger and SPRY domain-containing protein 1
Exons: 10
Coding region: 169-1764 (531 amino acids)
Cellular component (GO): cytoplasm
Molecular function (GO): protein binding; ubiquitin-protein transferase activity
Source: RefSeq, a predicted model, not a curated record